Molecule: messenger RNA, 1431 nt
Organism: Schistosoma curassoni
Lineage: Eukaryota; Metazoa; Platyhelminthes; Trematoda; Strigeidida; Schistosomatidae
Source: the annotation of a GenBank genome assembly
AUGCUUCGCAUGAUUCACAGCUGGUCUGCUAGAAGGCGUCUUAGUGGAUCAAGCUACCCCUUAAAAAGAAAGGAUCCUAAAAUAACCCCAACAAGGACUAAAAAGCACCAGAAAUGUAUAACUCUUCAGAAAUCUAGUCGCACACCAACGGGACUACCAUCAGUCACAAAACCAAGAGCGCGAAAAAUCCACAAAGCGCCUAUUCCUGAAUCUCAAAGUGUGACCAACCACAAUUUGCUAGGUAAUAUAGAUAUUCAAAUCCCUUCAGAUUGUUGUCAUCAUAAUUCAGCUCAUAUGAAAAUUCACCAUAAUAACGUCAUAAACCCUUUAAAUUUAUCUUCAUCAUUGUGUACUUCUGAUUCUUGCGAAAAUGCCAACGAAGAGUUAUAUCAUAACUGCCAAAACCAUGAUAAUUCAGAAAAUGACCAUGUAUUAUCAAAACUACAAAGUACAUCAAAAACAGAAUCAUUGGUGGAAAUUAGUACAAGCUUACCUGUAAAACCAAACCCAAAUGUUACGCUAAUUGAGUGCACUGAACAAUUUACUUUUCCAAAUUUGAUUACCAGUUCUGAUCAACAAGUCGAUCCAUCUAGUGAUAUGAAACCUCACUUAUUCAAUGAGGUUGGAUUUAUUGGCGAAGAUGAAACUAUGCAACCUUCGGACGAGGAAAGUGAGCCAAGCGAUUCCUCGUCUUCCAUCGCUCCUCCGCAAGAACUUUCUACGGAAAUCUCUGCAAUUGAAGAGUGCGACGAUGGGGAUUUUGAGGAAGCUGACGCAUAUGCCUUCAUACGCAGCCUCCCACCACUGCCUCCUGAUAUUAUUUGUCGUCCACCGGCGCUGCCGAAAAAAACUCGCUCCUCUCCAGAGUUUUGUUUAGUUCUUGAUUUAGAUGAAACUUUGGUUCAUUGUAGUUUGAACCCUCUUUUGGACGCUCAGUUUAUUUUCCAAGUUGUUUUCCAAGGUGUUGUCUACAUGGUGUACGUCCGAAUUCGACCACACUUAUACGAAUUUCUUACCAAUGUAUCUGAACAUUUCGAAGUUGUGCUUUUUACAGCUAGCACGAAAGUAUACGCUGAUCGUCUUGUAAACUUGAUUGAUCCUAAAAAGAAAUGGAUUAAGCAUAGAUUAUUCCGUGAACACUGUGUCUGUGUAAAUGGUAACUACGUCAAAGACUUACGAGUCCUAGGCCGAGACCUCCGCAAAACUGUGAUUAUUGAUAACUCUCCGCAGGCGUUUGGCUAUCAGUUGGAUAAUGGUGUUCCAAUCGAGAGUUGGUUUGUUGAUUCAAAUGAUUGUGAACUCCUUAAACUUAUUCCGUUUUUAAAAGAAAUAACUAAAGCCGAUGAUGUUAGACCAUUAAUAGUUGAUCGAUUCCGGUUACAUGAGAAAGUUCUGGCAGCUCCUCUUACACCACCCGAUGUUCAGAAUUGA